Botrytis cinerea B05.10 is the source of this 3391-nucleotide messenger RNA. RefSeq lists its product as hypothetical. The coding region runs from base 616 to 2751 and encodes 711 amino acids. The transcript is spliced from 2 exons. The record is from RefSeq and is a predicted model, not a curated record. Gene Ontology annotation, biological process: regulation of DNA-templated transcription. NCBI's taxonomy places the organism in Eukaryota, Fungi, Ascomycota, Leotiomycetes, Helotiales, Sclerotiniaceae. Gene Ontology annotation, molecular function: DNA-binding transcription factor activity, RNA polymerase II-specific; RNA polymerase II cis-regulatory region sequence-specific DNA binding.
GCAGGCAUUAUCUGAUACAGUCAACAUUAGAAAGAGAGAAAAAAGCAUGUUUUAAGGCAAGAACAAGCUAAGCCUUGAAAGAGACUUGAUCGCAAAAGAGUGGCGCUAACCUGGAAGUUCUAUUGAGGCGCAAUCAACCUUCAGCUUUAUUUUCUAUUCAGAACUUCGACUACUUCUUGUUCAUCCAUCAGAUUCAGUGCAGUGUACGCAGGAAAAGUCAGCAGCUCCCGGGGCUCUCCAUUCUGUUUUCUCAAUUCAUCAAUCCACCAAUUCGCUUCUUUCUCGAUUUUUGAUCCUGUAUCAUUUAUCUUUAUCUACUUGAAUGUUAUCCAGUCUGUCUGAUUAUGUUCAGCGAGAUAGCAGCCCUCGUAGCCCUGGAUAAUUACGUCGUCUAACACUGUUUGCGAUUUAUUCAUUAUACCCAGAUUCCAUAUACGAUCAAAUCGCAGCUAAGCCUUAUGAUCCAGCAGAAAUCCCAGCCUCGCAACAAUUUACAACCCAGUAGUGAAGACUCGACAUGAGAGCUUGACUACAUCACGAGCGUUAUCAAGAUCGCGAAUCAAGAAUCAGUGAAUCAAAGUGUCAAUUUUUGACCCAUUAUAACAUAUCGAGUUCAUGGCCUCAGAGCAAGAAACAAUUUCCGCGACCGUACCAGGUUUUGCCGCGAACUUAUCAGACCCCGCCACUAAAUCUACUCCCGCAACUUCAAGUCAUCCCGAAUCCGACAAUACUAGACCAAGGUCCUUAAAACGAGGUCGGGCAGAUCAAACACAACCUCCGACGACAAGUCUUACAUCAAUCGCGAACGCGGGGCUGGUUGUUUCGCCUUCAAAAGCACCGCGAUUCGGCGGCACGUUCUCGCCCGUAUUUCCUGCUGCGCCGCUCACUGGGGCAACGGCCUUUGAAGACGAACGACGGAAGAAGGAAGAAGCGCAGAAAAGCCAAAUCGGCGCCAUGAGCAAGAAUCCCGGUCAUGAGGCUAUCGCGUCUCUUUUGGGCGGAGGAGGAGUGAACGUGAGCAGACCGCAGGACGCUCCCAUCGUUGCAACCACCAUGAGUGAGGGUAUGUCCGCAGCUGCAAAUUCAUUGACAAUUCCAACCACUAUGCCAUUUGACGAAAGGCCUGAAACCAGCCCGGCGAGCGUGGCAAGCCUUGCAAGCUUGGGUAGCACGGCUCAAACUGCAACCGCGAGUCCUACAAUUGUCGCCAGUCCACCUGCCAUGACAAAUUCUUUAGAGACCGAUGGUCGAGAUGCGCGAUCAGGUCUUAGUCAGCUUCAAGCUGCCAUGGACGAGCAGCCCUCGAACAAGUCUAUGUCAUUCCCAGGCAAUUUGGCACAGAUAGAUCCGUCACAAUAUCCUUCCCGCGGGAUGAGCUUACCUAUGCCCAAUCAAAACCAGCAACUCCUACCAAGGUCGCCUUCUCAAAAGAAACACAAAUGCCCUUACUGCGAAACUGAGUUCACUCGACACCAUAAUCUGAAAAGUCACCUUCUGACACAUAGUCAAGAAAAGCCUUACGUGUGCCAAACUUGCCAAAUGAGGUUUCGUAGGUUACACGAUUUGAAACGUCAUAUGAAAUUACAUACCGGAGAGCGCCCUCAUAUUUGCCCAAAAUGCGAUCGAAAAUUCGCGCGUGGUGAUGCACUUGCUCGUCAUAGCAAAGGCCUCGGCGGUUGCGCCGGAAGGAGGGCGAGCAUGGGAAGUUUCGGAGGGGACGACGAAUUUGAUGGAACCAAUGUAGGGGAAGCUGAUGAGAAUGGAAUGGAUGGAAUAAUGUAUACGAAUGGUAACCCCCAUCCCAACGAAGUAGACAUGUCUGAAGAAGACGGCCGACGGUUUAGUCUGCCUAGUAUCAAAGCACAGCAUGUGGCUGGUAAUAGUGGUAGCCAAGAUAGUUACGGCUCUCACUCACGUACUCCAAGCACCUAUCCUCCUGCUGGGCCGAGACAAAAUGCUCCUACAGGUCUUUAUCCUCCCGGUACAGAUCGCGUGGGCUCUUCUAGUUCGGCUACAUCACCUAGCAUGCAGAACAAUGUUAUUGGUAUGCACACACCAAGUAACAGUGUCUCAUCAAUGCAUCUCGGCACUAGUCCUGGUUCGAUGUUCUCCCAAAGUGGUAUGACUGAGAGUCCUAAGCCACUAAGUCCAGCCGGUAUGCAUUCACACCAGCUCGGCCACGAUUCUACCUCAAUCACCAGACAACGAUCACCCAGCUUGACCACUCAAUUUCAGCAACAGCACUUUGGUCGUCAUCAGUCUGGAAGGAGUCCACCUCCUGGAAUGUCUUUACCAUCGCCACACAGCACACAGGGACCAAAACUCCCGGCUCUGGCUGGCUUAGCCCCCCCUGAUACAAGAUUUACAUUGUCAAGUCAACUAUCCAAUCAACAGAGCCCUGGAAAUAAUCAACAAGGUUCUCAGCAGCAGCAACCAAUACAGCAGUCGUCAUCUCCUACUUCGUUGUUCCAACCUUCCAACCCCCUCCAAAGUCGAGGCCCACCAAGCCAUCAGGGCAGUGGUGAUAGUAGUAACAAUUUGUUUGCAUCUGGCGCCUCGGGCGUUUGGGCAUAUGUCACUACACUAGAGGAAAAACUCAAGCUAUUUUCUGACAGAGUAAUUGCCAUGGAAGCUAAAGAGAAGAGCCAGGAAGAAAAGAUUAAGGCUCAAGACGAGAAGGUGAAUCAAUUGUCAGAGGAGCUUCUUGCUGUCCGUAGACAAUUGAGUUCUCAGAACCAAGGAACAUCAUAGCAACAAUCACCAUAGGACGCAAGUAUACGCGGCUGUUCUAUACCAAAAUCACUUGUGGUGUACAAAGAUAUCAUGGCGUUGAGUAGCGAAAAUUGGGGUCACGAUACGCUUUGCGUGGACAACGAACCUUAUGCACGAAUUUCACUUCUUUAGUGGAGGAGGCGUUUUAUUUUGGGAGGUGUCUUCACGGGACUUUCAAAAAAUGGUAGCACUACUUCUUCAUAGAACUUGGCUGGCUUUCUCUCAUUGUCGGCAUACCGGGUUAUUUCUCUCUUUAUUCAUGGUGAAGAUAUUUCGGUAGGAAGAGGUUUGAGGGAGGGGUGAGAUAUGUAUUUAUAUUUUUGCUGCAAUCACAGAAUCGCAGCGGUUUGCGGUCUCAACGUAUUUUUUUGCCGAGUUGGAAGUUUAUGAGUUUUUAGCAUGAGAAUAUGUGAUGAAAGGCACCAUUUGAUGGAGACCUACUCUUUUGGAAUAAGAUUGAAGCUAUGAUUAUGCAACCUCAAGUCCUGGUCUUCUAAAUUCUACAUUAUUAAGACAGAAUGUUGAUAUUCGCAUGUAGACAGACAUUGAGCAGGGGGUAGAAUCGAAGGGCGGAAACACGAGAAGAAAAUAAUAGAAACCUGACAUCGAAUUGCUUACA